UCUCUCUCUCGAUUUGAUCCCAUGUUUACAUGUCUGCGCUACGGACACAUUCGUUAUCUGGGUGACAUCGCUAGGAGACCCACGAAUUUUGUUCGGCGGUAUGUGUCGCGUCAUGCUCAUGUUCACGUCGACAAUGUGCUCGACGAAUUGCCGCACCGAGACGUCUACUCUCUCAACUCAAAUCUCUCGUCUUACCUCCGCAACGGGAACCCAAAUGCGACGUGGGCUCUUUUUCUUUCGAUGGUUCGUGGGAGCCUUGAACUCAGCCCUUACUCCUUCACUCCCGUUCUAGGCGCGUGCAGCGUCUUGCCUUACCCUGAACGUGGCCGCCAAGUUCACGCCUUGAUGAUCAAACAUGGUGCUCAUUCAGGAGUCAUCGCCAAAACUGCGCUUAUCGACAUGUACUCCAAGUAUGGGCAGUUGGGUGAUUCCGUUAAGGUUUUUGAGGACGUUAGGGACAAAGAUGUGGUCUCCUGGAAUGCUAUGCUUUCGGGUUGUCUCAGAAACGGUUACGGACAAGAAGCUCUGGGCGUUUUUGCAGAAAUGGUGAGGGAAAACAUGGUAAAACCUCUACACGGGCAAUUCUUCUUUGGUAUAACUGUCUCCAAUAUAGGUGGUGUACAUGGGAUAUUGCGACAAGGAAAGCAAGUUCAUGCGUUGGUGGUUGUGAUGGGCCGUGAUCUCGUGUUUUCAGGUACUGCAUUGAUAGAUUUCUACUCGAGUGUCGGGUUAAUGAGUGAAGCUAUGAAGGUUUAUAGUAGCUUAAAUGCUCCAGCGGAUGAGGUCAUGUUGAACUCCCUGGUAUCUGGGUGUGUUGAAAACCGAAGGUACAAUGAAGCUUUUCGGAUUUUGUGUCGUAUUAGACCAAAUGUGAGAGCGCUUACCAGUGCUCUUGCUGCUUGUUCUGAGAAUACAGAUCUAUGGAUUGGUAGGCAGAUACAUUGUGUUGCCAUACGGCAUGGUUUCCUUUCAGAUACCCAGUUAUGCAAUGUUAUACUGGACAUGUAUGCCAAAAGUGGAAAGAUAUUACAGGCUCGUGCUGUGUUCGAAGGUGUUCUGUUCAAAGAUGUGGUUACUUGGACGAGUAUGAUAGAUGCGUACUCUGUCCAUGGGCAUGGCAAUAAAGCGCUUGAACUUUUCAGGGAAAUGUGUGAAGAAUCAAGCCAAGUCUCACCCAAUUCAGUGACCUUUCUUGUUGUUUUAUCGGGCUGUGGGCAUGCAGGGCUAGUUCAAGAGGGUAAAGAAUGUUUACGUGUGAUGAAGGAGAAAUACGGGUUGGUUCCAGGACCUGAGCAUUACGUAUGUUUAAUAGAAAUGUUAAGCAAGUCUGGUGAUAUGGAAGAGAUAUGGAAACUAUUGGGUACAAUGAAAGAAGACGAUCGCAAGACCACGGCUCCAAUCUGGGCAGCCAUUUUGAAUGCGUGCAGUCAUAACAUGGAUGUUUCGAGAGGUGAGUACGCAGCCAGGAGGCUAAUGGAGAUGGACCCUGAUAACGCGAGCAGCUAUGUGUUGGUUUCGAAUUUCUACGCAGUGAUUGAGAAAUGGGGCUUGGUAAACGAGCUGAGAGGUGUGAUGAAGGAGAGAGGUCUGCUUAAAGCAGCGGGCAGUAGCCGGUCUAGUUAGGGGCAUGGCCUGACGAUCCGACUGAGAAGAUUCUAUUAUCAGUCUGAUGAUUUCUGUUCUUUCUUGCUUCAAUAAGUCGUGAAGGAUGUCGGAUGCUAUUGGCGGUUGAACAUUGCGAUGGGGGAGGUGUGAAUGAAUAUAAGUUAUAAUUUUGGUUCUA
This is a messenger RNA of Tarenaya hassleriana, 1783 nucleotides long. RefSeq names its product pentatricopeptide repeat-containing protein At5g66500, mitochondrial. NCBI's taxonomy places the organism in Eukaryota, Viridiplantae, Streptophyta, Magnoliopsida, Brassicales, Cleomaceae. Gene Ontology annotation, biological process: RNA modification. The coding region runs from base 22 to 1623 and encodes 533 amino acids. The record is from RefSeq and is a predicted model, not a curated record. The transcript is spliced from 2 exons. Gene Ontology annotation, molecular function: protein binding; RNA binding.